GUGGCAUCAGAGAUACUCCCAUAGACAGCGGAGCUCGGACCCGUAGCCAGCAGGAGUGCGAUCUGAAAAUUACAUUUCUUUUUAGAAUAGGUGUUUAGAACCCGCCAAGGGGAUUUCUCACAAAAUAUGGGUCUUACCAUCUCGUCUCUCUUUUCCAAGCUUUUUGGCAAGAAACAGAUGAGGAUACUGAUGGUGGGUUUGGAUGCCGCUGGUAAAACCACUAUCUUAUACAAACUGAAGCUUGGAGAGAUUGUAACCACUAUUCCAACAAUUGGUUUUAAUGUAGAGACUGUGGAAUACAAGAACAUCUGCUUCACAGUGUGGGAUGUGGGCGGUCAGGACAAGAUCCGGCCGCUAUGGAGACACUACUUCCAGAACACGCAGGGUCUUAUCUUCGUUGUGGACAGCAACGACAGAGAGCGAGUGGCCGAGUCGGCCGAGGAGCUGUCCAAAAUGCUGCAGGAGGAUGAGCUGAGAGAAGCUGUCUUGUUGGUAUUUGCAAACAAACAGGACCUACCGAACGCCAUGGCUGUGAGUGACCUGACAGACAAACUGGGCCUGCAGAGCCUACGCAGCAGAACCUGGCAUGUCCAGGCCACCUGUGCCACACAGGGAACAGGUCUCUACGAAGGACUGGACUGGUUAUCCAACGAGCUGUCCAAGCGCUAAGGGAGGCCGAGCGGGCCUGGCGUGGAUGAAAAAGCAAGCGUGCGCGAGAGAGCCGAGGAUGAGAAUUUCAACUGAAAAAAACACACAAACAAAAAAAAAACUUUGUCUAAAUUGUCUGUGCGUCUGUCUGGUAGAACUUGAACUUAUGGACUUUACAAUCACUUCCUGUUGUGAAAUCUUUUAUUUUCUCUUCUUCCUAGCUGUUCCUACAGAUGUUUCUUAUUAUUUUUGUUUCUUUCAACAGUCAAAUGGCAUUUUAAGUUGCAUG
Megalops cyprinoides (Indo-Pacific tarpon) is the source of this 937-nucleotide messenger RNA. Its product is annotated as ADP-ribosylation factor 4-like. Gene Ontology annotation, molecular function: GTPase activity; GTP binding. Gene Ontology annotation, cellular component: plasma membrane; cytoplasm. Gene Ontology annotation, biological process: intracellular protein transport; vesicle-mediated transport. Bases 127 to 669 code for a protein of 180 amino acids. The record is from RefSeq and is a predicted model, not a curated record. The transcript is spliced from 6 exons. Lineage: Eukaryota; Metazoa; Chordata; Actinopteri; Elopiformes; Megalopidae.